AGCUUCACUUCGUGUCCACAUAUUUUUGACCAUGUAGUAUGUUAGGUACAAAUAACGAGUGAUUUCCUGUGGUCCUGAGUUCUACCUAAACUCACUACCAGUGAACACUGACUAAUGAUUGUAUAUUGAUUACUGAUGUGUUCCAGUACCGUGGCUCAUACAGAAUGAGGAUCUAUGAGAGGGAGAACUUUGGAGGCCAGAUGUCCGAGCUGAUGGACGACUGUGACAAUGUCAUGGAUCGUUACCGCAUGUCCAACUGCAUGUCUUGCCACGUGAUCGACGGACACUGGCUGAUGUAUGAGCAGCCCCACUACAGAGGCAGGAUGAUGUACAUGAGGCCUGGAGAGUACAGGAGCUUCAUGAACAUGGGCAUGGGCAACAUGAAGUUCAUGAGCAUGAAGCGCAUCAUGGACUCUCACUAUUAGAGUCACCAUGGA
This is a messenger RNA of Seriola aureovittata, 437 nucleotides long. Its product is annotated as gamma-crystallin M1-like. Gene Ontology annotation, molecular function: structural constituent of eye lens. The transcript has a single exon. Gene Ontology annotation, biological process: visual perception; lens development in camera-type eye. The record is from RefSeq and is a predicted model, not a curated record. Lineage: Eukaryota; Metazoa; Chordata; Actinopteri; Carangiformes; Carangidae. Bases 165 to 425 code for a protein of 86 amino acids.